Molecule: messenger RNA, 930 nt
Organism: Lasiosphaeria miniovina
Lineage: Eukaryota; Fungi; Ascomycota; Sordariomycetes; Sordariales; Lasiosphaeriaceae
Product: metallo-beta-lactamase superfamily protein
Exons: 3
Coding region: 1-930 (309 amino acids)
Biological process (GO): glutathione metabolic process; hydrogen sulfide metabolic process
Molecular function (GO): sulfur dioxygenase activity
Source: RefSeq, a predicted model, not a curated record
AUGCCACCAGAACAUCCUGUAAUCCACCCCGUCUUCGAGCCCAACACAGGCACCUGGCAGUACGUUGUCGCGGACCCAUCGACCAGCGAAGCCGUGAUCAUCGACCCGGUGCUCGAUUACGACGCCAGCACACGCACCGUGUCCACCCACACCGCCAACAACCUCCUCACCCUCAUCCACUCCCACAGCUACACAGUCAACCGGAUUCUCAAGACGCACGCGCACGCAGACCACUUAUCGGCCGCGGCGUACCUACAAUCAAAACUAGGCGCCGCACAAGCCCACAGAAACCACCGGCCGCCGCUGAUCUGCAUCGGGUGGCGCAUCGGCAUCGUCCAAACUCUGUUCGGCCAGCGGUACGGCGUGCCGGCCGACGAGCGCGCCGAGAGCGCCUUCGACACCCUGAUCGACGACGACGAGCAGUUCGUCGUCGGGCGCGCGCUGCGCGUGACCGCGCUGCACCUGCCGGGCCACACGCCCGACCACCUCGGCUACAUGUUCGGCGGCUCGCACGUCUUCUGCGGCGACUCGCUGUUCCACCCCGACAUUGGCUCCGCGCGGCGCGAUUUCCCCGGCGGCAGUGCGCGCGACCUUUACGCAUCGGCGAGGCGGCUGCUCGCGCUGCCCGCCGCCGUGCGCAUCUGGCCGGGGCACGACUACCCGCCGCCACCUCCACCGCGCGAGCCUGUCAGCUGGGCAACGGUGGCGGACCACCGCAGGGAGAACAGGCACCUCCGCGACGGGAUUUCCGAGGAAGAGUUUGUGACGAUGCGCGGCGAGCGCGAUGCGGGGCUGUGUGCGCCGAGGCUGCUGCACCAGGCGCUGCAGAUGAAUAUUCGCGCGGGGAGGCUGCCGCGGCCGACGCCCGGGUUUGGGGACCGGUUGCUGCAUUUGCCGAUGCGGUUGGGGCCGGGUGUUGGAGAGUGGUGA